CCACUGAUUGGCUGUUGCGCUUGGAAGCGGUGAUUGGCUGCCUGAUGGGGCUCAGAUGAUUCUUUGACUGGUCUCUGCGACGAGCAGCGGUUGGCUACCUGGUCUGAUAUUGGGAGGCGGCGAUUGGCUCCUUGAGGAUGCUUCACUCACGUGAUCCGUUUCCGCGCUGGUAUCCCGGGGGUCGAGGCGAAGGGGGCUGCUGUUGUGGGCGAUAAUUGGUGUGUGAGAACGAGCCUGGGCGCGUCACGUCACUUCCCCUUCGGGCUAAGCGAGCCAGGUGCCACUGCAAACACAUGAAUGGCAGGAGAAGACUGUUAGCUGCCUCUGUAAUUUCUGUCCAGAACUCCAGCUUUGUGUAUCCUUCUUGUCAAAACUGCUUUUCUAAGCUGAUACUAGAUUCUAAUAGGUUUAACUGUCUAAAAUGUGGCUGCACAGGUGAAGCUAAGGAUGCAAACUACAGGUAUAAGCUGUCCCUAAAAGUUGCUGGCACUAGUGAUUUAUUUGACAUUACCGUGUUUGGAAGCUCUUUAGAGCCAUUCUUUGGGGUCACAGCAGGAAGUCUGCAGAGGUAUAUUCAAGAUUUUAACCAAGUAUCAGGAGAGCUGGACAGAGAUGCAUCUCCACGUGUGUUAAUUCAAGCAGUCAAAACUUGUUUCAUUGGGAGAAGAUUUAUAUUUGGAGUGAAGAGUUCUGAAAACCAUGAUGGAGGGCACUCUGUUUCUGACAGCACUUUGCCAAACUGCUCCAGAAUUAAUAGACUUACAAGAGAUCUUACAGCCUGCCAGAUCUUCCUGCCAAACACUGCUGUUGCCGGCUUUACUGUUAUCAGCUACUUCCAUCGGCUCCUGCAAUCUGCUAAUUUCAGGAGCAGUCGCAGUAGCUCACAGCGACCCGAUUGUCCUUUCAUUGCAAUAGAUCAGCCUAGCAGUGAGCUCAGCAGCUUGUGUAGCUCUGGCAGCAACUCAUGUUUUGUUCAGUCAAGUGGCCGAGAGAGUUUUUCAGGACCCUGGCAGCAGUCCUUUGGCCUGACUUCUUCAUCUGUUGAUUGGGUAACAACAGAAGAUUUUUCAUCUUUAGAACUGGGCAAGGCUGCUGGUGAACAGUGUAAACUACAGGAGAGGGGUUUCUCUGCAGAACUAUGCAGCUUAAGUCCCAGCAACCAAACCAUUCAAGAUUUGCAGCUCUGUAACUCGGUGAAUGAGAGAAAUGAACAGGAAGAUAAUGAAUUUAGUUCACUAUCCAGUAGGUCAAACACAAUCACUGUGACUGAAAAACUAGAGAGCUUCUCUUCUUUAAAGAGAGAAUGGUCACCUGACAGGAACAGCUCCAGGUUGUUACAAAGCCCAUUGGAUUUGGGGGUAAAAUACUCUUGCCUAGAGAUUAUCAGCAAACAUGAUUACUUUCAAGAAAAAUCUUGGAACUCCUUGCUUUGCCAGAGAAAAGAUGAUUCAUUUUGCUCCUCAGCAGUGUCUCCUAAUCAUGGAAGUGCAGCUGGAACGUCUCAGGAUGACCCUAUGAUUUGGGACGAGCUGCCAUUCUCUGAAAGUCUAAAUGAUUUCAUAGCCAGAAUUGAAAACAACAAGAGCACCAUAUCCCCAGUAGGUCUCAAUGCUCAUAAAUGUUCCCUUCGUGAAAGAAGUGAGUUGGAUGAAAAUCAUAGCAAAACAUCUUGUAGGCAAGGCAUUGUACAUACUGCCUGCAAAUCAACCACCACAACAGGGAGGUCCCCACAACUAGCAGAGAAUGUGAAUACUUGCAAAGAGCAUAUUCUCUCCUGCCAUCAAUCAAACCUCACUCCCAUAAAUGGCCAAGUAUCACAAUGUGAGCCUUUGUACAGCAUUUUAUCUACAAAUACUAAGGGAGGCAGAGAGUCUGACUUUAUACCUGACCCACCUCUGCUAGCGGACAAUUUUCUACAAUCUGAGAAAGCAAAUGUUAAUAUUUCAAACAAUGCCCAUUCUUUCACCAACCUUCAGUGUACUAUGAAAGAUGCAGAAAUCUCGUAUUUACAAAAGAGAGAGAAACCUGCCCAUUUACAUUCUCUGUAUGAUGGCUGUGUAGCCAAUUGGGAAAAUAAAGAAAAUUGUAGUUAUCCACCAAACCUAAGAACAGAUCUUACAAGCUCUCAGGAACUGGGCUGUGAUUCAGCAGCUCCCUACAAAGCUAAAAAUAUGUGUAAGAGAGAAUUAGAACCAUUAACUGAAUUGCAAGAAAAUACUGUUAGAGCUAUAAACCAGAAUGACGUGCUACAGAACAACUCCAAUCACUCCAAAAGCAGCUACAAUGCUUCUGCUGACCUCUUUGAUGCUAGUGCCAGAGAGAUAGAAACCAUGGUUGAAUUUUCAAAUAAGUCUCACAACUCUUCAGCACAGGAAGAUGUUUUGACUGAAAAGUACACAGCAUCUGAAUUAGUGUGUAGUCCAUUAGAUGUUGGCUGCCGCUCUUCUGAGUGCAGAUUCUCACUUAGUUUACCACCUCCUUUUGGUAAACACAGUACACCCAUAAGUUACUCACUUUAUGAUUCAGAACUUGAUCUGGUAGAUACCCAGAACUUUGUUCCUUAUUCACAGUCAACUCCUGUUGCAAGACCUCUUCAAAAAUUCAGAUCCCAGAGGGGGAGAGAAUCAGUUCUCCCUAAAUUGACAUCUAAAAGUCCUACUAAAAUCCACUGCAAAUGUAAACAGUCUAGGCCUUCCUUUAAAAAUACUUUAUUAAGACAGCUUACCAGCAAGUUCCCGAAACACAAAAGAUCAAGUAACACAGCCAUCAAGAAGUCUGUUUCACAAGAGUCGUUUAUCAACAGUGAGGUGCCAGAGAAUGAUUCUAAAGAAUGGAUCCCUCCAUCAGCAACAAAAUUGUUACAGCCAGUUGCAUUUUCUAAUUUAAAAACAGUUGGAUUGCAAGCCAGGAGCCCAGCUAUCUGCAAACCCAUUGACAAAAAAACGAUUUCUGAAAACAAAGCCAACAGUGGAAAGUCAAGAACUGAUACGUGUUUAAGAAGCAGAAAAUUAAAUCUUAUGAAUAGAGCUGAAAUUCCAACAACUCCUCUACCUGCAAAGGCUGCUACGGCCUUGCUUCUAAAAGAUGCGGUCACUGGCACUUGUGCCUGCUCAGAAACCCCGAAGAGCCAUUCAUGGGCAACUUAUUUAGUGGGUGGCCUGGAUGAGGCAGUUAGCUGGUCUCCUGAACUGUUUACAGAAAAAUACUAUUUCUAAGUAUGUGGCUUUUGCGGGGGAAAAGCCUCAUCUUGAAACAUGACUCUACCUCAUCUUGUUUAAUUUUUAGAGUGCCAGCAUUACCGGAGAAGGAAAAAGGACGUUUUUAAAAAGUUUAAUUAUUCACAUGUCUCUCAGCAUCUGUCUCGUUUAAGAUGAAUUAUGCCUAGCUGCAAAGCCUUUUGUCCUGCACCGAGGUUGGGGAACACAGAACCCUGCUGUCACGUUAUUUUAUUGUGGAUGAAAUGACUAAGCUAAAAAAAAGUGAAAUAAAAGUUUAACAUUAAUAGGCUAUGCAACCUUACUUUUCAAGCCUAUUCAAGCAAAGGCCUGUCUAGCCAAUAAUUGUAUCCUCCCCAGAGAGAGCCCUAGGAAUGCACCAUUCUCCUGCUUUGUUCAAAACACAGGCCCUGGAUUCUGCUUUCAGUGAAAUCCUUUUGUGGAAGGCUGACUUUGCUGUUUUAGGACCUAUUAGGAAAUAAGUCACAGGAGGGAAGAAAUUCCAUUCUAAAACAUUAGGUCCUGUGACUGGAACUAGGCAUCAGAUGACCUGCAUUCAGUUCCAUCUCUGCUACCCAUUUAGCUUUGUCUGGGAGGGAGGUCAUUAUGAUAUUUCUAAUGCACCUGUCUUGGCACCAGGAACCAUAUCCAGUCCCCAGUCAGGGGAGUCAGUAGGAGACUUUUCAUUAUUUCAGGGGCUAGUGGAAUGGGCUCCAAGGCAUCCACUGUCUCUGAGCCUUAGAUUUUUCAAUCUGCAAAAGAAAACUCAGCCACUGAGAGCUACUUGAAAGCAGUGUGUAAAUGCAGAUCUAUUCCUGUUCCAAAUCUGCCUGAACAGCAGCUUUCCUUUAUUUUCAGCAUGGAAAUUCCAUCUGCCCUCUGGAGCUCUGAAAAUCUCUCCCCCAUUUCUUUACCCUACCUCAUGGCUCCCACAUUGUAGCCACUCAUCUCCUACCCAAAGACUUUGAAGCCCCUCACUGUUUCUCUGUAAUUGGCGAGAAGGGUCACUCAGUUAGCAGGAGGUGCUUCCUCCCUCUUAAGAGCUGACCGUAUUGGCACUGCAGUGUUUCCGAAAGCCAAAAAAGAAAAGCCAUUAGUGGACAGAUACCAAGGCUCUGUAAUAUCCCCAAACAAAUCCACUUUAAAAAAAACUUUUCAGUUGUGCUCUGUGAUGUACAAGGUGAGAACCUCACACCCAUUCACAGUCUGAUCUUCAGCAGCCCAGGAGGCAGAGCUAGAGUCAUUCUCCAUCUGUACGUGCAGGUAGUGAGACACAGAGGUUCAGCGACUUGCCCGGAAGUCUGUGGUAGACACAGACAUAGAACCCAGAUUGCCUCAGUUCCAGAGCAGAAUCUUAACCCCCGACAGACCAUCUUUCCUCUCGACCUUCUACUACUCUCUGUGGCACUCUGACACCAAACAAGAGUUCUUCCCACUUCUGGGGAUCCUACACCACUAGGUAGUGAAGGGAAACCGGCUGGGCCACAUCGAGGGACCUACAGGAAUGUUCUGCCAGCCCUAUCUCAUUUGUGGAUCCUAGACAGAGGUCUGAGAGGAAGAAAACACACAGGCUCAGCUACACCAUAAAGCACAAAAUAGAA
This is a messenger RNA of Trachemys scripta elegans, 4816 nucleotides long. RefSeq names its product DNA damage induced apoptosis suppressor (gene DDIAS). The record is from RefSeq and is a predicted model, not a curated record. NCBI's taxonomy places the organism in Eukaryota, Metazoa, Chordata, Testudines, Emydidae. Gene Ontology annotation, biological process: negative regulation of intrinsic apoptotic signaling pathway in response to DNA damage. Gene Ontology annotation, cellular component: cytoplasm; nucleus. The coding region runs from base 294 to 3215 and encodes 973 amino acids. The transcript is spliced from 5 exons.